AUGGCCGAGCCGACCUGCAGGCCCAACCCCAUCGCGACGCUCAUCCGACAAGGAGCCGAGGAGGCAGGCCGUUUGCAAGGCAGCUCCCGAGCGGCCACGAAGGUUCAGCGGAUGAUCAACAGCCUCCAGUGGCGACAGGCACACUCGAAGGACGAUAUCUAUCCUCUACCCCUGGAAUCGGGGGUCGUUCUCGAGUUCCGGCAGCUGCAAGCGGGGGAGGUAACCGGCCUCGGGACCGGGGCGACCGUUUGGCCCGCGGCGCACGUCCUCGCCAAGUACCUCGAGCGCAGGUUCGGUAACGACGGCGGGGGCGGAGGGCGACGGGGAGGGAUGGAAGGACUUCGAGCUGUUGACCUUGGCGCCGGCACCGGCGUAGCGGGUAUCGUGGCGGCGGCGUUGGGCGCGGAGGCGUUUCUGACCGACCAGGAGCAGCUCUUGUUCCUCAUGCAGGAGAACGCGGACAGGGCGACUGCGGAGCGAGAGAAGCAGAAGGCGAGUGAUGCCACGACCGCCGGUGUUGCUUGCGACGGGGUAAGAGUGCUGACGUACGACUGGGGCAAGGAUGACGCAAGCCUGUCCCCCCCGGUGGACAUCGUCCUCGUGUCCGACUGUGUCCUCCCGAAGCUCUAUCCGAUCGAGCCCCUCGUCGACGCCAUCGACCGACUUUCCGGCCCCGACACCGUUACCAUCAUGUCCUACGAGCAUCGACAUUACCCGGAAUUCGACCCCCGCCGGAGGUUCGAGGAACUGGCAGCCGCGAAAGGCCUCGUCAAAACGAUUAUCCCGCAGGCGCGACAACAUCCCAUAUUUUCGGCAGACGACAUCGAGAUCUGGGAGGUGCAGCGGCGGCGGCAGCCACGGCAAGACGGAGCUUCUUGCCAAGCAAACGAAACAAGCUCCGCAGCUACCGAGGGCAGCACGCAAGCAGAGUCGGUGUUCGCAGAGAUGCCGGCCAACGAGAAUGAAGUGGUGAUAUUCUCUUCUCCGCCUACAACGCCUCCCUGUGAUUCGUCGCGAGAAGACGAGACAGCGGGGUUGUCGGCGACGGAAGCACCAGGGGUCGCAGCAGCAGGGGCUGCUGAGGCGCGGACGGUGGUGGGCAUACUCGGGGAGCGGCACGAGCUUACGCAGACGCCGUCCGGAGUGCUCGGGAGUUACCUUUGGCCUUCCGCCGUGGUCAUGGCGCGGCAUAUCGUGUCCACAGCCCCCGGAAUUGCUGCUGCAGUUUCACACGCAAGAGGAUCCAGCAGCGAUGGGGGCUCCCUCGAGAACUGCAGUGUUGGGCCGCCACCUUGUGGGGAGCCGUUGCAUCGAGAUCCCGCCCGAGUAUCGGCUCUGGAGCUUGGGUCGGGGGUGGGGCUUGUGGCGAUGACGGCGGCGCUGCUGGGGUGGGAGUUCGUAGCCUCGGACAAGGCCGACGCGUUGCCGCUGUUGGAGCUGAACGUGAAGCGGUGCGUGUCGUCAACGAAACGGACGUGCGCUGGGACGGUGGACGUGAUGGAGUACGAUUGGGGUACGGACGCGAAACGUCUUCUGGAGGGUAGAAAUAGUUCCGGCAGCGGCGAUGGCACCAGCUACGAUCUGGUGAUCUGCGCGGACUGCGUCUACGCUAGUGCGUCGGUUGAACCUUUGCUGGCGAGCCUUUGCCAGGUAUGCGACGACAACACAGUCGUCCUGGUGACCAACGAGCUGAGGUCGGCGUUCGACGAGUUCGUGCGAGGGGCGAGGGUGCUAGGCUUCCAGGUAGAAGACGUGCACGUGCCCGAGGCUCAGAUGGUGGUCGACGCAUCCACCAAUCAGCGCCCCAAGCCUGUCGCUCUCAAGCGCUUGCGGCGAGGACCACCGCAGCCUUCGCUUAUCCCUUGACAAGGGGAUGGUGGCCACGCUUCAGGAGGGACGUGUUUCGUGGGAUGGGGACAAGAAAUGUGAAGAGACGAGGAUCCACUCGAUUGCCCCGGUUUCGGCGUGAUCUUGUAAUCCACUCCUGCACUUCCGUGCGCCGUGGUAUGUGUUGAGGGAAGCGGCAAGCAUGUUGCUGCGAAGUUUUAAGCCAUCGGCCACUGACGUUAUUUCGUGCGCCAGACGGGGGCCGCCACCAACAGCAAAGUGUGCCUCGUUGCUUGAGCAAUCUCGCUCCCUCCCGGCGAUGUUUGCGUCAACCAACCGCGGCGCCUACCACUGUGUCUGUCCUCGCUGCUGGACCGCAACGCUGUCCGCGGUCUGCGUGUGGCUUCUUUGCCCAGCCGUGUGCUCGUGCUUGGUUGCUGAACACGUGACCACGUGCUGCCAGAAACCCCUUGGAACGUUUCUCAUGGUCCAGUAGGAAUGCAAUGGAGAGGCACGGCUGUGCUGCGUGUUCCCUCACACCCAUACACGGCUGCUGUGUGUUCGUACUUUGUCGCUGGCCACCCCGCCGCGGUGCGGCUCGAUGAAAGAGCACGGGAUUAUCUGCUGGGAUUUUUGUGGGGUUGCAUUCUGUAUACAAAACGCAAGAGGAAGGAGCAAUACUGGCUUAGGACUGGCUUAGGACACCACGGCACACGAAGCAUACAAAGUAGGGCGCACUGAAUCUGAGUUGGUUGUGUCACAUGAAAUCAUAGUCAAGGGCGCAGAUUGUGCGACCGCAGACGUAUUUUUUCCUCCAAACAGCCUGAGAUUGGCGACAGAGAUGAGCAACAUUUUCGCACGAGCGAAAGAGGCGCAAUCACCUACACAAACCGUCCAGCAUUGCUUUGUAAGUAGAGUUUCGCAACGAGAAAAUCGUUGAAGCCGACUAAACAGCAGUGAAAAGGACGGCACCUUGCACCACAACCCCAAGGUGAUUAUUUUGGUCCUAAUCCAGCGCUAUGGAACAGUGAGCACGGCUGCCCGAACACGAGGGAGCCGGAAAUAGCAAGUACGAUAGAGUCCGCGCAACAAGGCGCAGGUAAUGUUCUUCGGCGGGGCCUUACAAGGAUAGCCAAGGCCCGAUGCGAGUGCUACUGCUUCGAAGAGAAACAAUCACGUACGAUGCAAUUGGU
Messenger RNA from Ectocarpus siliculosus, 3020 nucleotides. The record is from the annotation of a GenBank genome assembly. Lineage: Eukaryota; Phaeophyceae; Ectocarpales; Ectocarpaceae.